Heterostelium album PN500 is the source of this 471-nucleotide messenger RNA. Its product is annotated as MAPEG family protein. Bases 1 to 471 code for a protein of 156 amino acids. Lineage: Eukaryota; Evosea; Eumycetozoa; Acytosteliales; Acytosteliaceae. The transcript has 2 exons. Gene Ontology annotation, cellular component: membrane. The record is from RefSeq and is a predicted model, not a curated record.
AUGUCAACUAUCAGUAUUCCAGUUACAGCUACUUUUGCAGGUAUUCUUGGUGUUGUAUAUACCGCACUUAACUUGAAUGUCGUCAAGGUUAGAUUUGGCAGUCGUGUGUUGAUUGGAGACGGUUCAUUGGAGCUUCUCAGAGAGGUUGCCCACAAAAAGGAAGGAACCACUGUCGAUUUCAAAAAGUUCAACAAACUUAUGUCUGCAGUCAGAGCACAUGCCAACUUUAUUGAAUACGUACCAAUUCAAUUGAUCCUAGCUGCACUCUUGGAGCUCCAAGGUGUCGAUAAGCUCAAGCUCAAGGUUCUACUUAGUGUAUUCACUUUGAGCAGAUUAUUACACACAACCGGAAUUACCAAAUCCAAUUUCCUUGGUGCUGGAAGACCAAUCGGUACUUUUACUACCUUUGGAACUAUUUUAAUCUCUGCAAUUGCCAACAUCUAUGUUUCCUACCCUGCCUUCAGAAAAUAA